Messenger RNA from Geodia barretti, 1448 nucleotides. The record is from the annotation of a GenBank genome assembly. Lineage: Eukaryota; Metazoa; Porifera; Demospongiae; Tetractinellida; Geodiidae.
GUUUGUUGUGCCCGUGACGCCACGCCCCCUCGCACGGUUCAUUUUCGGAACUUGGUGUCUUCCCAGCUUCGUAUGUCAGCGCACAAGCCAUGACUCUAGAGAGACCGUGUACACGUUGGAUAGUGAGCAAUAGCAUCUGUGUUCUCUGGUUGUGUUCCUGUCUUGUCCCGUGGGCCUCAGUCCAUGCAGCUCCAGACCUAAAAUUUGUCAUUCAGGGUGACCCACAGACAGACGAUGGCACAGAGCAUAACUGCACGGGACAGUCGAUAAAGAUAGGGUGUGCCUACAGAGGCUCUGUUGUUCCAUCUGAUGUCAGUCUGACCACUGGAAAUCCGGCACAAUCUCUGUAUUUGAGGCCAGAGAGUUCGUGGACUUUUCAGUUGUUUGAUGGAGGACUCAGCUACACUGUUUCUGCCAGUGAUGCUAGUGGUACCAGGACCUAUACAUGUUCUGCCAGAUCACUCACUGCUACGUUCACUAUUAUCUUCGAUGAUACUAGCUCCCACUGUUCAGGCACCACCACUUCCCCUACUACUCAACCUACUAGUCCGUCCACUGAGCCAAGUACAGGGUCCACUCCUGCCACCACUGGCUCCAGUUCUUCACCCAGCACACCAGACGGUACUGGGAGCCCCCCUACCGGUGGCGGGACCUCUCAAGGGAGCACCAGCUCUGGUGAAACAUCCUUCAAAGGUCUAAAGCCACUCGUCUACACCGUGGCGUCUGUCAUCCUGCUGGGCACUCUCGCCAUAGUGGCCAUCAUAACCUGCUGGAUCCGGGCACGUCGCUCGUUCCACAGCCGGAUAAUCCGACCCAACAACACUCCCCAGGACUACCUCGACUAUAUCAGUGACAAUGAGUUUACUCCACUCACGACCAGCGAGUUCCUGGCUUCGCUACAAGAGAGACCGCCCACUUAUAACCAGAGCGAGGAGAUGACAGAGAGUGUGGAUCCUCAGGGGACUGGUGACACCUCUGGUGGCGGAAGAGACGAGGCGAGUAGAACGCAGUCGUCCAGGGAGCUACAACCCCCUGCUACUACUACUACCUCGUCUGGUGGUACUAACGAAGGGGCAGGGGUGGCGGUUGUGGAGCGGAGGAGGACGAGGGGAGGGUCGGCAGAGAGAGAGCGAAGGAGGAGAAGGCGGGUGGUCAUUGUCGAGAAUGUGGCAGAUGUGCCAGACGUGACCGUCACUAUUACCCAGGGAGAGGUCAUCACGAACGAGGAAGAGGGCGGGGCAACUUCUGAGCCACACCCAUCUUCUCAGUCUAGCGCUACCCUUACAGAGGGUGAUAAAGGUUCCGCCAACGAGGGCCCUGUGGCUGUCCAACAGCUGGUACCGUUAGAGCUUGCCAACCCACCAGACCACACCCCCAGCCCCUCCCAGCAAGAGGUCGGGGUCAUCGAGGCUCGUGUCAGCAUGGUCGAGGGGCUCUCCCCACCUCCA